AUGUCUCGUUAUCAUCCUUAUUCAAGAAAUAGUGGAGGAAGACAUUACAGCAACAACAAUGGCGCAGGCGAUCAUGCUCCGCAUAUUAAUUUUACUCAUGUUGAUGGUGAUAUUAAGGUUGUGCUGAAAAAAGUUAUUCAAUCAGGUGUAGAACGAUCACUUCUUUUAACACCAGAAAAGUUCUUUGAAAUUUCACACAAAAGUGAUGAUAUAGUAAAAGCCGGCAAAGCUAUGGCUGAUUAUCAUGGAAAAAACAGUGAAACACAACCGCCUGAUACUGUUGGACCCUUUAAAUUCAUUCUUCGUUCUGAUUUUAAUAAUGAUAAGUAUGAACAUAUGUAUGAAUGGGAAGUCCCAAAUUCACAACUGAGAGUUAGUAUUCGUAAUCGUCGAAGUGAUGGUAAAAGACCCAAAGACACCCAAUUUGUUGUUGAAGUACGUAUUUUCGGUUCAAAUGGUUUACCAACAGACGAUGGAAUCAUGAUGGCAUGGCAUAACUUUAAUGGUACCUUUGUUCAUAAUCGACGAGAGCGCAAUAAUAGAAUCGAAGAAAUGCGUCGAAAUGGUGUUUUGAACUUACUAACAAAUUCAGUCCUAAGUAGUACGACAUCAACUUCAGCAACCGUUUAUUCAUCCUCAACAACAACAACAACUCGAGAUUUACCAUCAUGGACUAUCAGUGAAAAUCAUGCCAAUAAAGCGGAGCAUUCAUGCGUUAUCUGUAUGGACACAUAUUCAAAAGGUGAAACUGUCAAUGGCUUACCACAAUGUACUCAUUUUUUUCAUUGUAAAUGUAUUCAAGCAUGGCUGGUCGGAAGUAACUCGUGUCCAACAUGUCGAUCAAUAGUUUAA
This is a messenger RNA of Adineta steineri, 852 nucleotides long. The record is from the annotation of a GenBank genome assembly. Lineage: Eukaryota; Metazoa; Rotifera; Eurotatoria; Adinetida; Adinetidae.